Molecule: messenger RNA, 1839 nt
Organism: Paramecium octaurelia
Lineage: Eukaryota; Ciliophora; Oligohymenophorea; Peniculida; Parameciidae
Source: the annotation of a GenBank genome assembly
AUGUAAUUUAUCUAAGAUAUUAAGGAGCUUAAAUGUACAGAACAUGAAUACAAAAUCAUACAUAUAAAUCGCAGUUAAAAUAUAAAAAUGGGUGCAAGAGUGAGAUGUGAAAAAUGUACAAUUACUGCAGGAGGAGAUUACGUUCACAUUGAUGAUUUCUUAAAAGAUCUUGAUGACAAAAUAGGAAUAGUAGAAGGAAAGGAAAAAGUUAAUUUGAACGAAUUUGAGAAGUUCUCUAUACCUUUGGAAUAAGUGUUAGCAAAUUAUAAAGAUGAAUUUAAUUCUACUGUCUCUCUAAUCAUUAAUGAGGUUCAAAAAGUUAAGCAAUAUAUCCACGAAUAUUUCUCCAUCUUUGAAUAGCCUUUAGAAUCUCAAUCUCUGAGUCAAUUUGAGAAUAUUUGUCACAAAGUCUGUUCCAAUGUCUUCGAUCAGUUUAAUCUGAAAAACUAAUAUUCCCGCGUGGUUGUCCCAAUUAAGUAACUCAUAAACAUGCAAAAGUUCUAUUCUAAUAAGUUAAUAACAUGUUUUAAGCAACUUUAAAACGACAUGACUAAUUAUGAGCAUACGCAUAGUUUUAAUGUACAGGGCAGAGUUUGUACAGCUAUGACUUUCGGUUAAAGUGAUGAUACCUAAAUUAUUGCAAUGGCAUUGGAGAAUUAACUGAAGAUCUACGAACUAUUAAUGGAAAAAAAUAAAGUAAUUGAAAGAUAGUGUUUUAAACAUUUUACUCAUAAUAUCGCUAGUGUUGUUUUUAGUGAUGAUACUAAAUAUUUAGUAGCAGGAGGCACAUUUGACAAGCGAAUGAAUAUCUAUGUAGAAUGUCCGACAAAAAAAAAAGAGUAUGAACUAAAAGCAGAGUUAAUAUACCAAAAUCCUAUCUUCAGUAUCAUCUUUACUCCAAACAAUGAAGAUUUAAUAUCAGGUUCUGGAUGUGAUCUAUUUUGCAUUAAUAAUGAGGAAAUGGAAAAUGUAAUUGAUUUGAAAUCUCAAAAAGUUAAUAAAUUUAGUGAAGCUGAAAACAAAAAUAAAUUUUAGUUAGAUCAUUCUCAUAAUAACACAGUGUAUUAAUUGAAUCACUAUCAUGCCGAAGGUAAAAAGUAGAAACUCAUUUCUUGUAGUUAUGAUAAACAAAUUUUUAUAUGGUUAAAACAAGAUACAUGGAAUAUGAUCAAAAAAAUAAGAUUGCAGAAUUCAGUAUAUAGAUGCAGUUUCGUUGGAGAAGACAGUAUUGUAGUAUAAGAGAAUUCGAGUAGACAUUUGACAUUUUACAAUUAAGUAUUAAGUGGAGGAAAGGUUUGCUAAACAUAUGAAUUUAAUGAUUUAAAUACUGAUUUAUCACAUAAUUUCCCCAUGAUUUAUCUUGAACCUUCAAAUCUAUUGAUUGUGAAACAUAACUCUAAAAUAGUGUUUUUUAAAAAAAGAUCCAAAAAUGGUAUCUUUUAUAAAGAAGAUGAAAAGAAUGGAGAAAUUGGAACUAUUACUCCUGAUGCUAAGAUGUACAUGAGUUGGGAUAGAGAAAAAAAAAGGCUGAUAAUUUACUAAUAAAUUGACAAAUUUUAAGUUGACAAAUAACUAUUUGAUGAGAGGUAUUCGAAAAACCAAUCCAAAAUUACUGAAGAAAGGACCAUUUAAAAUUUGCUUCAGACAAAUACCUAGGAGGAAAAUUAAUUAAGAGGAUUAAAUACUAAUGUGGAAAACAGAGGCCUUCAUAGUAAUGAUAUUAGAUUGGAAAUAAAUAACGAUAAUUUACAUAGGGACAUUAACACCGAUGACAAUAGAAGAUUAGUUGAUAUAAACGACUAAGAUUCUCCACAGUUAGUUUAGUUUAAUUGAAACAGC